AGAGGGCGGGAGCGGGGCGCGGCGCCGCGGGAACCCAGGGCAUGGAGGCCGAAGCCGCCCGCCGCGCCGCAGGCAUCUACCCAGUAGAUAUUUUGGAAGAUGAUCCUGAAAGGCUGUGGGAAGCAGGGCUUGCUUACUAUGCCACACUCAGGGAAAGAGUUCGUUCCUCGUCAGAAGUUUUCUCUCUUCCCACGGGAGAGCAGGUUAAACUUGAAGAUUCGUCUGUUUGCUUUUGUACUGUGCAUCGGGAUGAACCUCAACAUAAGAUAUUGGUUUUGGUUAAUCCCCAGGACACAAAGACAGUUGUGGCUGUUUACAUAAAGGGAUGCUGGUGGUCUACCGAAGAUGUGUUACGAACCUCUGAUCCUGCGAGAGAAGGUCUGAUGAAGGUUCAGUCAUUCGGGGAAAGGAUUGUGCUUUUCAUUCUAAAUGUCAUUAUUUUUGGAAGAUUGGAGAGAAAUUUGGAUGAUGAUGACAUGUUUUUUCUACCUCACUCUGUGAAGGAGCAAGCUAAAAUUCUGUGGAGAAACGGAGCGGCUGUUGGAUUUUACACAACCAAAAUGAAAGGUGGCCUGUGUGGCGAUGGUACCGGUGCAUGCUAUGCGCUGCCUGUCUUCGACACCGUGUUCGUGAGGAGAAGACACCGCCGCCAGGGCCUGGGGCUGGCCAUGCUGAGGGACUUCUGCGAGACCUUCAAGGGGGACGAGGCCCUGGGCGUCAGCUCCCCAAUUUCUCCGGCCAUGUACCGAGUCUGUAGGAAGUUCCUGAUGUCCCAUCCGGAGGAACGGGGGCGCCUGUGGGAGGUGGAGCCCCCGGGAGCCUGGGGCCAGCGAGUCAGCAUCUGGCUCAAGAUUCAACUUCAACACGCAAGCCUUCCCAACUGAGAGGAUCAGUGGAGGAGAAUCGGAAAACACAAGGAAUGAUGAAGAUUGUGGCAAAAGGAAGAGCUGCCUGUGAGACCCAGGAGCACUGGCAGGGGAUCUGUUGGGCAGAGCUGGGUCUGGGAAAGAGGCCAAGAGGACAGCGGUGGGCAGGGGCUGGCCAGGGAGGCAUGGUGGAAGCAUGUGCAGCCAAGUUCCUAGCUCCUGUGUGGCAGGCCUGGGCUGCGGGGCCUGUCCUGGGGGGGAUCCAGCUGCUGUGCCUUGUUGUAAUCUUUGGGGAGACAGUGACCACCCAGGCCCUGCCCUUCUCACAGGCCUGCUGCAGGGGCUCGGGUAAUAGAACGUCUGAGAAAAUAGCAUGGAUUGCUAUGCGGGUGCAAGCAGUUAUCUUCACAAGCUAAUUUUUGGCAGUUCCAAGAGAUUUCAGAAGCUCAUUCAUUAAACCUGCUAUGGUUUCUAUUACGUAGGAUAAAUUUGUAAUGGCUGCACUGGAACCACAUGAAUGUUUUCCUAAACAUAUCUCUUUCCUUAGUCAGUAAGCUCAGAGAGAGGGCCACGCCCAUUUUGUUUGGUGCUGAAGAAAUCCUUUACGGGGUCAUGCAUGCCAGCCCCGUUGUAAUUGUGGGAGACAGACACCAGAGAGAUCACUAUGGAGACACAUGCCUUUCUGGGGAAGUUACAGCCAGCAUCAGAUGGGCAAGAGCAUCCCAAGAGCCGGGCUGGCUGGCUGGUGCAUGCUGUGUGCCUCUUGCCCAUAUCCCACCUGGGGUCAGUCAUCACCUAAUUUAAUGAGAAGUCACUGGAUGGGAAUUUGGAAUGAUAGCUCUUUUAGCAUAUUGGUGGCCUUGAGGGUAAGUGUAAAAAUAACAGCCUGACUUAAGUGUGACAGCCAGUCUUCCCCUUCUCAAAUACCUGCAGAGCCCAGCUCUGUGGCAUGUGCUCUGUCACUGCUGGGGAUCCAUCCAUCCAUUCAUCUGUCCAGCUGUCUGUUGGUCCAUCCAUUUCCCCUCCUUCACUCCUUCCAAUCCCUCUCUUCAUCCAUGCAUCCCACCAUCCUUUCAUCCAUCCAUCCAUCCACCUAUCCAUCCCACCAUCCGUCUAUCCAUCCAUCCAUCCAUCCAUCCGUCCGUCUGUCUAUCCAUCCAGCACUCUGUGUGCUUGCUUAGGAUCAAGCUCUGUGCUGGGCAUUGGUGAUACACGGAUAAGUGGGGCUUAGUUGCUAGGUUCAAACAGAGAAAACUGUUCUCUCUGGAGAAGUUUCUUCUGGAGUAUUCCACUGGUAUUUUUGUCUCUUUUCCAGCCAUUUCAGAGAGGAAAGAGUCCAGUUGAAUAGAAACAGAGUUCUAGAACUCCUUAUGGAGAAAUCACGAAGCCCGCUGUGCACAUGGGCUCUCUGUGAAGGAGGCACAGGCCAUCAAAGUGGACUCAGUCUGCAGCUGAAGGGUGCCCUGUGUGUGAUGUCAGCCAUAACUUUCAGCAUGCAUCUGUGAACACUGUACCAUUUGAUAUGGAUGGCUCGUGUUUGUGUUUAGAUGAAAAUCAAGUGGUGAAAAGCAUCUCAACUUUGAUGUAGUUACUGUUCAAUAAAAGACUCCUCCCAUGAAAGAAAAGCUGAUAUGCCAGUGGAAGUUCAUUUAAAGACAUAUAAGCCAACAGCUCAGAGUUAGAAGGAAAUCCUCUGGAGCUCGGAUCCCCGCCCCACCCAUCAGUAGCACACUUGGGGUUGGGUCUGAGGUUGUGCUCAGUAUUCCUUUUUAUGCCCUGUGUACAGGGAGUGAGCAGUUAAUGAU
Messenger RNA from Choloepus didactylus (southern two-toed sloth), 2671 nucleotides. It is a transcript of the gene FAM169B, whose product is annotated as family with sequence similarity 169 member B. Bases 42 to 884 code for a protein of 280 amino acids. NCBI's taxonomy places the organism in Eukaryota, Metazoa, Chordata, Mammalia, Pilosa, Megalonychidae. The record is from RefSeq and is a predicted model, not a curated record. The transcript is spliced from 8 exons.